Columba livia (rock pigeon) is the source of this 2564-nucleotide messenger RNA. It is a transcript of the gene SCD5, whose product is annotated as stearoyl-CoA desaturase 5. The record is from RefSeq and is a predicted model, not a curated record. Gene Ontology annotation, cellular component: endoplasmic reticulum membrane. Gene Ontology annotation, molecular function: iron ion binding; stearoyl-CoA 9-desaturase activity. Gene Ontology annotation, biological process: unsaturated fatty acid biosynthetic process. Bases 140 to 1060 code for a protein of 306 amino acids. The transcript has 5 exons. Lineage: Eukaryota; Metazoa; Chordata; Aves; Columbiformes; Columbidae.
CGCCCCCCUCCCCCGCCGCGGUGCGGGAGCUCUAUGGAGGCGGCGGCUGCAACAGAUGCGGCGGCGCGGCCCGGCCGCUCGUAGCCGCCCCACGGCCGCGCUGCGCGGGGGCCGCCGCCCCUAGCGCUCCGCCGGUGAGAUGGCCGGGGCCCGGCGGGCGGCGAGCGGCGAGGCGGGCCCGGCGGGCGGCGGGCAGGCCAUCGUCUGGCGCAACGUGGUGCUCAUGGGGCUGCUGCACCUGGGCGCCGUCUACGCCCUCAGCCUGGUGCCGCGGGCACAGCUGCUCACCCUCCUCUGGGCGUAUUUCUGUUUCCUGAUGACAGCCCUGGGCGUGACGGCGGGUGCGCAUCGCCUGUGGAGCCACCGUUCCUACAAAGCCAAGCUGCCUCUGCGGAUCUUUCUGGCUGCAGCUAACUCCAUGGCUUUCCAGAACGAUAUCUACGAGUGGAGCCGAGACCACCGUGUGCACCACAAGUACUCUGAGACGGAUGCAGACCCACACAAUGCCCGACGCGGCUUCUUCUUCUCCCACAUUGGCUGGCUCUUUGUGCGCAAGCACCGGGACGUCAUAGAGAAGGGGAGGAAACUGGAUUUCACCGACCUGCUGGAUGACCCUGUCGUCAGGUUCCAAAGAAAGUAUUACAAGAGUUCGGUCGUGCUGAUGUGCUUUGUGAUCCCUACUGUUGUGCCAUGGUACCUCUGGGGGGAGAGUCUGUGGAAUGCCUACUUCCUUGCCUCCAUCCUACGGUACACCAUCUCCCUUAAUGUCACCUGGCUGGUCAACAGCGCUGCCCACAUGUAUGGCAACCGCCCUUAUGACAAGUACAUCAACCCCAGGCAGAACACCUUUGUAACGCUGGGAGCCAUCGGCGAGGGUUUCCACAACUACCACCACACCUUCCCAUUCGACUACUCAGCCAGCGAGCUGGGCCUGAAGUUCAACCCUACCACCUGGUUCAUUGACUUCAUGUUUUGGUUGGGGUUGGUCACUGACCGCAAACAGGCUCCGAAGGAAAUGAUCCAAGCUCGCAAGGAAAGGACUGGAGAUGGCAGCGCUUGAAAAGCAACGCUUGGCCGUGACAGUGCUGUCCUACACAUGGGUGGGUGGGUGUGUGCCCGCUCACAUGCCUGUGGUGGAUUUCUUUUCCUCUGGGUAAAAUUAGAUUUUUAUUUUACUUUUUUCUCCCCCAGAUAAGUUGGGCCAAAUUAAUUCCCCAGGAACAGAUUCAGCCCCAGGUUUUUUUUUUCCUUGUUAGCUGUCUUAUGUCUACGCUUCAGACUAUUAAGUGUAAAAAUGUUAUUAUUUAAUAUUAGAGUUAAACAGGAGAGAGAUUUGAUUUUUAGUCUUUGUAGUUCAUGUCUGAGAUACAUUGUAAUUUGCUUAUUCAUGGUAAAUCUGGCAGGUUGGAGGAGCUAACUGUCCUUUCCAAGUGCAGUUAGGGGAGAUUUUUGUUUCUACUAUUAAUCGAACAUGCUUUCAAGAUGUGUAUGUCAGAGGGGAUGGAGCAGAGCCCAGUGUGCUGUUUCAACCACAGACUAAGAGAAAGGAACAGUAACAGCACCAAGGAAAAACAGGAUGUCCAAGGGGAAAAAAAUCAGCUUAAAUUUAGUUAGACAUUAGUUUAAAAAUCUGCUCUUUUUUUCUUUUCGUUAGCCCUGUUAGCCAGCCUGUUGCGCUGCUGUCUUUGCUAAAUAUGAAAACCAAUUGUUGAUGAGCAGGCUUUUGUGUUGAAGAUUAGUCUCUAUACAGGCCAAAAUACCAACUGAUGCUAUGUUAAGAUGAUUCCUUUAUUGUUGCAUAUACAUUGUAGUUUGUAAAGGUAUAGAGCUUGACAAUGUCUUAAGCCAAAUACAGCUUCGGUUUCAGUGUUUGGAGACCUAAGUUAUAUUCUAAUCAGUCAUGGCCAUCCAUGCAUGCAUAUUUUAGCUCCUUUUGCACAAGAGGCCUCUUAAUUUCUUUUUCUGCCUUUGACUAGUGGGUCUUAGGAAACAGACCUUUAUCUAAGUCAGAGUCUCUACUAAUAUUUCAGCUGCAUGCAACAUCCAUUGGUUUCUGAGCAAAAUAUAAAGACAGUUAUGUAGCUUCUGAAUUUAACAGUUGCCUUGUUAAAAAAAAAAAAAAAAAAAAAAAAUUAAAAAAAAAAGGCAUGUAGAAUUAAUGGAACAUAUAGCCCUUUGUGUUAGAUGUUAGCCAGUGCAGGAGAGAGGCUUUGUACUGUCAGCACUGGAGCACUUUUGGAGAUAGAGGGUGUGAGUUUCAUUUAUAAAGAAGGUCACCGCCUUGCCCCCAAGAGAGAGAGUGCCUGUUUCCCAGCUGUGCGGCCCUGGGCAAGGCAGAGAUCUCAAGAUAACUGAGACUCAAGCCCAGCUAUUUUCAGGAAAGAUGUAAAACUGAAAAAAAAAAAGUUUUCUUUGUUCCAUUUCUUGUUUUUUUCAAUGAUGCCAUAUAAUAUAAGAGCGUUGUCUUUAUUCUGUAUUUCAUCCAGCAGGUGUUCUAACAGUGUUCCUUUGCCAUUAAUGAUGUGUAAACUCUUGAGUGAUUUACAAUAAACAGUUAUGAGAUA